Colletotrichum scovillei is the source of this 1533-nucleotide messenger RNA. Its product is annotated as C6 zinc finger protein. The transcript has a single exon. Gene Ontology annotation, biological process: regulation of DNA-templated transcription. NCBI's taxonomy places the organism in Eukaryota, Fungi, Ascomycota, Sordariomycetes, Glomerellales, Glomerellaceae. Gene Ontology annotation, molecular function: DNA-binding transcription factor activity, RNA polymerase II-specific; zinc ion binding. The coding region runs from base 1 to 1533 and encodes 510 amino acids. The record is from RefSeq and is a predicted model, not a curated record.
AUGGCCCGAAUAGGGACACAAAGAGUGAAGACGGGUUGCACGACCUGCAAGAUCCGACGUAUCAAAUGUGACGAGGCGCGUCCAUCCUGCGCGAGAUGCAUCUCCACUGGCCGCAAAUGUGACGGUUACAUCUCUCCGCCGACGACGACGUACUCCUGGGCGCAACUCUUCAGAUCAUGCCCCGUGAACAACGUAUCUUCGAUUCGGGCUACACAGCCGACCAGAGCCAGCAUCGUCUAUGCCGAGCGAACAAUGGACUUCUACCGCAAGGUCACAGCGCCGGCGUUUGCUGGGUCCCUCAACUCAUACUUCUGGACUAAUGUCGUGAUGCAAAUGUCGGACCAAGAACCUGUGGCCAGCCAUGCUGUGCUGGCGCUCAGCUCCGUGUACGAGACAUUCAGCAACGGAUCAUGGGAAGCAAGCUCCUUUGCUGUGUGGCACUACAACGAGGCGAUCAAGCUCCUCCGAACGACGACAGACCGCGCGCUGAUUCUCUUCGUCUGUGUGCUUUUCAUCUGCAUAGAGCUGAUUCGCCGGAACCCAAAAGACGCGACUACUCACUGCCGGCACGGGAUCAACAUCCUGAAUGAGAUACAUAACGAAUCCGACUUUCUGCGGAACCACGUCACGCCGGUCAUGCGGCAGCUUAGCAUUGCGCCAUACCGAUAUGGCAUCAACCCAACGACGUUUCCAACAGUGCGCCAGCCCUUAUCGACCUCGACCAAACGGAUUCAGAAUGUCGCAGAAGCUCACGCUCGACUCUUGACAAUUCACGUACGUCUUGUCCGGCACAUGGAAUGUGCGUGUAUUACCGACCGCUGGCUUGAAACCGGGAAGGAAGGUCCGGAACCAGACGCGAAAUGGCUUCGACAAUUCAUCCUCAUUGAUCUAGAUGCAUGGUACAAGGCAUACUGGGAGAUGAAGAAAGAGGAGAGGUAUACCAGCAAGGAGGAGGACAUGAUACGGUUACUAGACAUUCGUUACCUCGUGGCCAGGAUUGCCCUCUUGGCUUCUGAAAAGAAAGACGAAGGCGAGUGCGUGUACGAUGCGCACACGGACAAGUUCCGUGCCAUCAUCGUUCUUGCAUUACAGGCGGAAGGCUCUUCAGAGGCGUCAAAGUCCUCAGCAGGCUGGGGAACCGAAAGCGUCCUCGAGCUCGGAUAUAGCUCUCUCCUCUUCAUGGUGGUCAUCCGGUGCCGCAACCUAAGACUGCGACUCGAGGCCCUGAGGUUGAUGAAGAAGCUCAUGCAGCCUGGGAGGAAUAUUUGGGAGAGGAAUUUGACAUGGUCUAUCGCAAAGCGAGUGGUCGAGAUUGAGCAUAACAUCGCUCUCGGCGAUAUCAUCGAGUCGGACGCCUUCGAUGUCUCUGAUGAGGGCGGUGGUGGAUUCGUGCCGGAAGAGAGGCGAAUAGUCGCGAUGAACUUUCGAGAACCGCCGGAAGCCACGAUCCCCCCAAGGAAAAAGGUGCAUUUCUACCUGAAGAAUCAGAGGACCGGUGAAAUCGUGGACAGGGAAGAGUAUGUAGCAGUAUGA